AUGCAGACUGCUUCUACAAACAUUUGUGAAAGACUGUGCAAUAAGUCACCUGUGCAAUAAAUUGCUACUAAAUAUUCCACAGUCAACUGUUAGCUGUAUUAUAACAAAGUGGAAGCAACUGGGAACAACUGCAACUCAGCCAUGAAGUGUUAGGCCACGGAAAAUGACAAAGCGGGGUCAGUGCAUGCUGAAUCGCAUAGUGCUCAGAAGUCACCAACUAUCUACAGAGUCAAUAGCUAAAGACCUCAAAACUUCCUGUGGCCUUCAGAUUAGCACAACAGUAUGUAGAGAGCUUCAUGGAAUGGGUUUUCAUGGCCGAGCAGCUGCAUCCAAUCCUUAUAUCACCAAGUGCAAUGCAAAGCGUCAGAUGCAGUGGUGUAAAGCAUGUUGCCACUGGACUCUA
This is a messenger RNA of Staurois parvus, 403 nucleotides long. NCBI's taxonomy places the organism in Eukaryota, Metazoa, Chordata, Amphibia, Anura, Ranidae. The record is from the annotation of a GenBank genome assembly.